Messenger RNA from Hevea brasiliensis (rubber tree), 1911 nucleotides. RefSeq names its product probable leucine-rich repeat receptor-like protein kinase At1g68400. The transcript has 3 exons. Gene Ontology annotation, biological process: protein phosphorylation. Bases 1 to 1815 code for a protein of 604 amino acids. Gene Ontology annotation, molecular function: protein kinase activity; ATP binding; protein binding. NCBI's taxonomy places the organism in Eukaryota, Viridiplantae, Streptophyta, Magnoliopsida, Malpighiales, Euphorbiaceae. The record is from RefSeq and is a predicted model, not a curated record.
AUGAAUUUGGUUCUCUACUUUUUUCUUUCAACUGCAUCGGUUCUGCACUUUGUUCUUUCCAUUAACUUGGAUCAAUAUCACCCUGAAGAACGAGAUGCGUUAUUGCAGCUAAGGGAUUCUAUGACUUGCUCUUUAAACUUGCAUUCAAAUUGGACUGGACCACCUUGUAUUGCAAAUUUUAGCAGAUGGGCUGGCAUUGUUUGUUCAAAUUGGCGUGUAAUUCACCUUGUCCUUGAAGGAAUCCAGCUUUCAGGUUCUCUCCCGCCUGCAUUCCUGUACAACAUUUCUUUAUUGACUAAACUCAGCUUCAGAAACAAUUCAGUCUCUGGACCACUUCCUAAUCUCACCAAUCUUGUUCACUUGGAAUCUGUCUUCCUUUCUUACAACCGAUUUACGGGUUCAAUUCCUUCUGACUAUAUUCAAUUGCCAAAUCUGAAACAUCUAGAGUUUCAGCAGAACUAUUUAGAGGGUCAAAUUCCGCCUUUUGAUCAGCGCACAUUGACAGAUUUCAAUGUUUCUUACAAUUAUCUUCAAGGCUCAAUUCCUUCAACAGACACUCUUUUAAGGUUACCAGAGAGCUCCUACGGUCAUAACUUGAAUCUUUGUGGUUUUCCUUUGGAGCCAUGCCCAGUUCCAUCUCCGUCUCCGGCUUCGGCCAUUUUUUCACCACCUCCUCCCACUCCUGUAAGACCAGGGCAGGACAAGAAAAAGAAACUUGAAAUUUGGAUCGUUGUUUUAAUUGCAGCACUCGCCGCCUUAGUUCCAUUCAUGGUUUUUGUCGUUGUCCUGUGUUGUUACAAGAAGUUGCACGGAAAAGAAACAGCAAAAGAACCACGAGCAGGGGGUGGCCCUGCAGGAUGGACAGAAAAGAAAUUGCUGCAUUCCCAAAGCACAGGGGAUCCUGAAAGAAGGGUGGAGUUGGAAUUUUUCGACAGGAAUAUAGCAGUCUUUGACUUGGAUGAUUUGCUAAGGGCAUCUGCAGAAGUGUUAGGAAAGGGGAAACAUGGCACUACCUACAAAGCAAACCUGGAAUCUGGUGCUGUUGUUGCCGUUAAGAGACUUAAAAACAUGGACGGCUUGGGCAAGAAGGAAUUUAUCCAGCAGAUGCAGCUGCUGGGAAAGUUAAGGCACGAAAACCUGGUGCAGAUUAUUUCUUUUUACUACUCCAAAGAGGAAAAGCUGGUUGUCUAUGAAUUUGUACCUAAUGGCAAUCUGUUUGAGCUAUUGCAUGAGAAUAGAGGGGUUGGAAGAGUACCUUUGAAUUGGGCUGCUAGAUUGUCUAUUAUCAAAGAUAUAGCGAAGGGUCUAGAAUUCCUCCACCGAUCCUUACCCUCUCACAAGGUGCCCCAUGCCAAUCUCAAAUCAUCUAAUGUACUAAUCCAUCAAGAUGGCCAAAGCUACUCCAAGCUCACAAACUAUGGCUACUUGCCGCUGCUGCCUUCUCGGAAAUUCUCUCAAGGGCUAGCAAUUGGCAGGUCACCAGAAUUGUCCCAAGGGAAGAAGCUGACACACAAAACAGAUGUAUACUGCUUUGGAAUUAUCCUACUAGAGGUCAUUACCGGGAGGAUUCCGGGCGAAGUUUCCCCAAGAAAAGAUGAAAUAGUUGAGGAUCUUUCUGACUGGGUUCGCACGGUGGUUAACAAUGAUUGGUCUACAGAUAUAUUAGACGUAGAGAUAUUGGCAGCAAGAGAAGGCCAUGAUGAGAUGUUGAAGCUUACAGAGAUAGCUCUCCAGUGUGCAGAUGUGACACCAGAGACACGGCCAAAUAUGAGUGAAGUAAUGAGAAGGAUAGAAGAGAUUGAGCAAAAAAAUUAAAAAAAAAAAAAAAAAAGACCAAUUAAUUAUGCACUGUCAGCUAGUGAAGCAUUACACGGAUACUUGCAGACUCAAAUUGGGUCAAAUUUUUUACAA